Molecule: messenger RNA, 528 nt
Organism: Trypanosoma conorhini
Lineage: Eukaryota; Euglenozoa; Kinetoplastea; Trypanosomatida; Trypanosomatidae
Product: surface protease GP63
Exons: 1
Coding region: 1-528 (175 amino acids)
Biological process (GO): cell adhesion; proteolysis
Cellular component (GO): membrane
Molecular function (GO): metalloendopeptidase activity
Source: RefSeq, a predicted model, not a curated record
AUGCACCGCCGACUCCGCGCCGCGCCGUUUUUCCCACUGCUGCUGCUGCUGCUGCUCGUGAUGCACUGCGCCGGCGGGUGCCGCGCCGCUGCGGGCCGCCGGGUGUUCGACGACACGGUGCCGAAGAGCGGCCGGCCGGCGGCUGCGGUGGUGCGUGAGGUGCCGCGGAGGGGGCAGGGCGCGGCGCAGGCGUACACCGUCGCAGCGGCGGCAGCGGCAGGAGGAACGAGCAGCGAGGGCUGGGCGCCCAUCCGCAUCGAGGUGUCCACGGAGGACCUGAAGGACGAGACGAAGUACUGCAGGGCAGACGGGGAGAAGAAGCCGGACUUUAAGGGCAAUAACGAGGUUUGUGCAGAGCAGUACGUUCUGACCGAGGAAAGGAAGAGCGCCCUGGUGAACGCGGUCAUCCCUGUGGCCGUCAAGCUGCACGCGGAGCGCCUGCUCGUUCAGCGCGUGCAGGGUUUGUUGCAGGUGCCCAAGUUCCCAGGCACGCGUGGGCGGUGCCAGCACUUCACGGUCCCAAAGUGA